AUGGCGCGAGCCGUGGCGCGGCGCGGGAUCCCGCGCGGCUGCACGUCGCGGCCCUUCGCCGCCGCCGCCGUGCUCGACGCGCUGCGCUGCUUCGACGACCGCCGCGUGUACGUGGAGCCCAGCGAGGGCCGCCUGGCCGCGGCGGGCGCCGACUCGCUGGCCGCCGUGGCCGUGCGCGCGCGCCUGGCGCCCAACCACCAGGCGCGCUCGGCGGCGCUGGCGCUGGCGCCGGGGACCAGCGCCGCGGCCUCCGCCGGCGCCUGGCUGCAGCUGCGCGCCGCCGCCGACCUCGCGCCGCACGACGAAUUGCUGCUGUGGCCGGACGACGAACUGCUAGCGCGGCUGGCGAUGCCCUUUCUUACCUUGACCAAUGUUUUAGUAAGCGCAAACUCAUCGACGGGCGGAGUUAGCUACGCUUGCCACUUGUGCCAGGCGCGCUUCGACCAGCCGCACCCGCUGAAGGUGCACCUGCUGCUCGGCUGCGAGCCGUACUGCCCACACGCCUUUUGGCGCCGCGUGCUACUCGCCGCCAACCCCCCGCCCGCCGCCGCGCCCCGGUCAGCCACGGCCCCGGCGGCACCGCCGCCCCCGCCAGGCGUCUCGCCCGCCGAUCUGGAGGCGCUGGCCACGGCGUGGGGCCGCGUGCCCGCGGGUCACCUGUGCCUGUACUGCGGCAAGGUGUACUCGCGACGCUACGGGCUCAAGAUCCACAUCCGCACGCACACGGGCUACAAGCCGCUGCGCUGCCGCCACUGCGCGCGCCGUUUCGGCGACCCCAGCAACCUCAACAAGCACGUGCGCCUGCACGCCUCCGCGCCCUCGGCCGCCCCCUCCCGCUCCCCGCACAGGUGCGCGCGGCGCCCCCGCCGCCCCAAGCACCCCGCGCCCUCCCCGCCGCCCCCUGGCCCCUGA
Hyposmocoma kahamanoa is the source of this 912-nucleotide messenger RNA. It is a transcript of the gene Prdm13, whose product is annotated as zinc finger protein 628. Gene Ontology annotation, cellular component: nucleus. The coding region runs from base 1 to 912 and encodes 303 amino acids. The record is from RefSeq and is a predicted model, not a curated record. NCBI's taxonomy places the organism in Eukaryota, Metazoa, Arthropoda, Insecta, Lepidoptera, Cosmopterigidae. The transcript is spliced from 3 exons.